ACCCAAACCCGACGACGACGCCGGCUUCCGGGUUGUUUCUCUUAGCUCUCCUGUUCGCCUCUCUCUCGCGUCCUUCCAUCGCCUUAAAAGAGAGAAGCGGAAACCCUAGCUCCGGCUGCCGAAUGGCGAACAGCAAUCUACCUCGACGAAUCAUCAAGGAAACGCAGCGCCUCCUCAGCGAACCAGCUCCUGGCAUAAGUGCCUCUCCGUCAGAGGACAAUAUGCGCUAUUUUAAUGUAAUGAUUCUUGGACCGGAGCAAUCUCCAUACGAAGGAGGAGUUUUCAAGCUUGAAUUAUUCUUGCCUGAAGAGUAUCCAAUGGCUGCCCCAAAGGUUCGCUUUCUUACCAAGAUUUACCAUCCUAACAUUGACAAGCUUGGAAGAAUAUGCCUUGAUAUUCUUAAGGACAAAUGGAGUCCAGCUCUCCAGAUUCGAACUGUGCUGCUGAGUAUUCAAGCACUUCUGAGUGCUCCAAAUCCGGAUGACCCACUUUCUGACAACAUUGCCAAGCAUUGGAAGACAAAUGAAGCUGAAGCUGUAGAAACAGCCAAGGAAUGGACCCGUCUGUAUGCCAGCGGGGCAUGAAUGACAACAUUGCAGCUGCACUUUGCUUGUUAUAACGUGUCUACUUUGGAAGUCAAUUCAGCAAUUGCUUGCUUGUAACAAUGAAAUGGAAGUGUUGGAUUUGCUGGCUGUCAGAUGUUAAUCCUUCAAGCUGCUGUUAUAUACUAUAUGAUGUAAGUCACUUUGUUGGGUUGAAGGUGCGUUUUCAUAUAUGCAUCGGUAGUCAAAAUUUCCUGUUUUAAGUCCCCCUUUUGCUAGCAAGGAAUAUUCAGUUUCAUAAUAAUAUAGGUACAUUUUACUAUUUUCAUAUAAAAUAGCAGAUAUUGGAACUCGAGGCAGGCAGU
Messenger RNA from Phoenix dactylifera (date palm), 907 nucleotides. Its product is annotated as ubiquitin-conjugating enzyme E2 36-like. The record is from RefSeq and is a predicted model, not a curated record. NCBI's taxonomy places the organism in Eukaryota, Viridiplantae, Streptophyta, Magnoliopsida, Arecales, Arecaceae.